Pogonomyrmex barbatus (red harvester ant) is the source of this 1590-nucleotide messenger RNA. RefSeq lists its product as uncharacterized. The record is from RefSeq and is a predicted model, not a curated record. Lineage: Eukaryota; Metazoa; Arthropoda; Insecta; Hymenoptera; Formicidae. Gene Ontology annotation, cellular component: membrane.
AGCAACCUCUUUUAGAUGUAACACACGAGGCAGCAUCGGCGCAUCCUGCCGUGUCUGAUCACGUUCGAAUAACGCGCCUGCACAUUGAGGCACGGAAGAGUCUAGAAACAAACUGCACGUGACGCACGCGGCUUAAGAAUACCUACGGCGUCGUUUGUACAAAACGCGUAGAACGCGGUCAAGUCGCACUCGGUGAUCAUGGCCAAGCAUUUCGUGACGUUAUUGUGGGUGUCGGCGGUGUUGACCGCGACCCUGGCGUUGCCGACCAGCGACAAGGCCAGCGGAAGUGAGAAUGACUUGGUGGCGAGCAUAUACACCGAUUGCCUGAAGAAGGAAUCUAUUAGCUGCAUCAAGUACAAAGUAUUCACGUUCGUCGACAAGAUGCUGGCUGACAAAGAGGACAUCACGCUGUCCGAGGGCAUCACCGUCGUCAAGACGUCCAGCGCCGAGGGCGAGGGUGCGCCAAGAUCUAUCGAAUCCAGCGAUUUGGAUACUCUAUUGUUCGAUCGUCUUGGAAGAUUCCUGAGGACGCACUCGGUUAAAGUUGAUCUCAAAGGUAGCGACAUUUUGGGAGCAAUCGAGUCCGCUGGACGCAGUUUCGAGGACUUUAGCGAUAAUGCGGUCGAGAGCCGUGGGAAAAAGAAGAAGGCGCAGAAGAUCUUAGGGCCCUUGAUGAUGGCCAUGGCUUUGAAAGCGGCCGCUUUAUUGCCGUUGGCGCUCGGCGCGAUUGCCAUGAUUGCCGGCAAGGCUCUGCUCGUGGGUAAAAUCGCCCUCGUGAUCUCGGCCAUCAUUGGACUGAAGAAGCUUCUCGGUUCUCACCAGAAGCACGUGACCUACGAGGUGGUCUCGCAUCCGCAUCACAGCAGCAGCCACGUUAGUCACGAUGACCACGGCGGUUACGGAGGCGGUGACUUCGGCGGCGGCGGCGGCGGUGGUUACGGCAGCAGUGGACACGGAUGGGCUAGAAGUCUGCCGCAGGACGCCCACGAGAUUGCCUAUCGCGCCCACCAACCCCAACCACAAGUUUAAUCAUCACACCAUAGAAAGUUCUCGUCCCGCCUUUCGCCUCUCUCGUUCUUCGUUUUCUUCCGACGUUUUCUCUUCCCUUUCAUUACACUCACGCCUGCUUCGCUCGCCGCGUUCCUCGUUUUACCUCUUUCCUUUUUCCUUUCUUACCUAAGCUGCUGCUAAUGUAUAAUACCUAGUCUCUGUCUCUCCCUCUCUAGGAAAAUAUGCCGCUAUCUACAGCACCUGACGUUCGAUAUAUCCUCAGCUUCUAAAACCUUCUCCAAACUGUUCAUCCCCUCUCUUAUGCUUGUACACGAUCUCUUAUAUUCUAAUUCCUCUCUUCUCCUUUCCUAUUUUCUUUCUUCCCUUUUUUUUUUUUAUUUAUCCUACAUAAUGGCCGAUUCAUCUCACGGUCAGUCACCAGUACCUCUGGGAGAUGCUCAUUGUUUUAUAUACGUAGAUUUACGUGAGUUCGUUAUUUAUUCGUUGUAUCUUAUAUGAUUAAUAUUUAUUUAAUGUUUGACUGCGUGCUUCCAUUAUGACACCUCCUGUUUUUAUAAUAAAAAAAAAAAGAACGACGAA